This is a messenger RNA of Paramecium octaurelia, 1612 nucleotides long. Lineage: Eukaryota; Ciliophora; Oligohymenophorea; Peniculida; Parameciidae. The record is from the annotation of a GenBank genome assembly.
CUUGGAAUGAUCAUUAACUAAAAUUCUUAAUUGGAUUUGUUAAAGGAAGUGAUGAAAGAAAAUAUCAAUUUACUAACAUAAUGCAAAAAAAGUGAAAUCUUGGAAUUCAAUCAUUAUUAUGUAGGUUUACAGUAUCUAUUUUGUUUGGUACAUAAACUAAAAAUCUUUAUCAUUGAUAAGACCUAUUCAUAUGAUAACAUGAGUUUAUUGCAGAGCCAAUAUAUAGAUGUCCAUUAUCGAAGUUAGUAGAUUCAAACAUUGUUGGAUGAUUACUAUUAUUCGGAGAAGAAGGUUCUUUAAACUUACGAAGAAAUGAAAUAAAAGAUAAUUGAAAAAUAUUCUGAGUAGAAUAUUCCACUAUUAAACAUUUCCAAUGAAAUUAAAGGUCUUCAAGGAUAAUAUCAAUUUAAUUUGUCUAAUAUAAACAUCAAAGAUUAAAAUAAACUGGAUUAUAGUUGUAUAGAAGAGGACCUGUAAAAUAAUGCUCUUUUUAAGAAGGCUAUGCACGAAUGGUAUUCAAAUUAUGAAAAUAAACUUGACUCUUUUAUAGCAAUUUAAACACAACAACUGAUUGUUAAGACUUAGUUACAUGAAUUAAUAAUUAUAUAAUAUUGGCUUUUGAAUACUUCAAUUUAUGAAUCAAAGGAAAAGGGUGAAAAAAAUGAAACUGAAUUAGUAACGCAAAAACACAAGAGUCUAUAUUACUUUUUAAUAUUGAAUUAACAAAAAUACAAAAUUGAAGUAACUCAACAAUAAUUAGAACUCUUUAUUUGUUUGUUGAAUAGCAAUUAGUUUGAAGAAUUUAUAGAAUAAAAAAUGAAAAUUUUAGAUUACUUUGAACCCCUUAAUUUAGAAGAUCAAUACCUAGAUGAUUCAACUAUGAAAGUUUAAUAUUAUUAGUUUAAAGAUUGCACUUUCAGAUUAGUUUAAAAAUUGAACAAUGAGUUUAAUCAAUUGAUAUACUCAAUCGAAAUUUUGGGAAUAGAAAAUAAGUUUUAUUCAGUAAUUGACACUGACAAUAUUCAAUUGCUAGAAUUGAGACUCAAAGGGUUUCCUAAAUAGGAUAUGUCUAUAAUAUUUAACGAACCUGAUCUUAUCUAUAAAUACUUCAUGAGAAAGAUCUAUCACAAUUUAAACCCUGAGAGUGAUCCUUAAAUUCUUAGUAAUAAAAUUAAAGUAGGAUCCAUAAUUCUAUCAGACAGAUCAAUUUAUUAGCAUGCAGCACUAUACUUGGGUUGCGAUUUAGUUUUCCAUUACACAAAUGAACAAUUUGAUAAUGUGAAUUAAACUCGUCUUGGCCAUUUUUUCAAACCAGAACGCUUUGUAGUAUUUAUGAAAGGCGCAUCAGUCUUAACAGAGUUAUAAUUAGUCUUUUUAUUAAGAGACAAGUAAGAAUUACUAGAAAAAGCUUUAUAGAAGUCAAAUGAAAAAAUAGAAUUCGAUUUAACAAAAUACAAUUGUGAACAUAUGGUAUUUGAAAUAUUAACAAAUUUCAAAUAUUCAUCUCAAAUUGACCUAAAUAUUUUUAAAAAUGUUGGAGCAAAUGUAGCUAAAUAUUUUGGAUUUUUAGGAUCUUCUUAAUCAUUCCAAUCAAAUUGAAAUUGAUAAAUAG